UACGUUUUAGCUAUACAGCCGCCAAGUAAAUCAGUUAGUCGCAAAAAGAACGUCACGCGAAUUUUAAGUAGAAAAUCAAAUAAGAUUUAUUUCAUUUUAAAAUUUUAUUAUUUAUAUUUUUUAAAAUUGAACAAAAAUCAAAACUACACAAUCAAAAAUUUAAAUUUUUCAAAAUCUUUUUUUUUAAACAAAAUUUAAAUUAAUUAAAGGAAUUUUUGUAAAUUUCCACUAAGUAGAAAAAAGUGCUAAAAUUUGUUUGUAUUUUUUUACGUUUUAUAUAUGAAAAAUUGAAAUAAAAUAAAACAAAAACUAUUAGAAAAAGUGCAUUAAACAAUAAAAUAUUGCAUUCGAAAUAAGAGAAAUUAAAUUAAACAACGAAUUAAGAAAUUGCGCGUUUUUUUUGCUACAAAAUAAAUCUUGAAAAUUUGUCUGGCUGGAGCAAAAAGGAAGCAAUUAUUAUUUUAACAACCCAACAUUUGUUUACAACCAAGGACAACCGAAAACAAACUAAGGCGUUUUACUAAAACGUUUAAAUUUCCAUUUUAAUCAACCAGUUAAAACAGCAAACAACUUUACAAUGUCAUGGAGAUAUGCGCUUGGCAGUGAUAGAUACUCUGCUGAUAGAUAUUCUACAGCCAGUAGUAUUGGUGAUAGAUACAGUUCGCUGUAUCAUCAGUCGCCCAGCCGUCUGGAGUCAGCAGCCUCUUCAAGUGAACACACCACAGGACGUCAAUUGCAACGUGUGUUGCAUUAUUCAAUGACACCCUGCCGCACAUUGCCAGGUCUAAGAAGGUCAGAAUGUGCCAUACACGAUGUGGACGCCGAUGAAGUUUAUCCAGGCAUUUACAUUGGUGAUGCAGCUGCUGCUAAAAAUAAAACAUACCUGCGUAUGAUGGGCAUUACACAUGUACUGAAUGCCGCAGAAGGUUGUCGUUAUGGCCAGGUCGAUACAGGGCACAGUUACUAUCGUGAUAUGCCGAGUGUUAAAACAAAUCAAACCUAUAAAAGAAAUGUGAGUGGAAGAAACAACAAAGACGGUAUUUUCAGGUACAUGGGCUUCCCAAUGAUUGAUGCACCUACAACCGAUAUUUCACGUUAUUUCUAUGUGGCGGCCAAAUUUAUUGACAGUGCCAUCAGCAGCGGUGGCAAAGUUUUAGUUCACUGUUUGGUGGGCGUUUCACGAUCGGCCACCUGCGUCUUGGCCUACUUGAUGAUCUGUCGCAAAAUGUCAGCGGUCGAUGCCAUACGCACAGUACGCAUGCGCCGUGAUAUUCAUCCCAAUGAUGGUUUCCUACAACAAUUGGCUGAUUUAGAUAUGGAACUGAGACGUAAAAAUCUAUAUCCCUUUUAAGAACAUCAACAAUAACAAAAAUCACAACAUCAACAUCAACAACAACAAAACAAUAACAACAAUAACCAAAGAAACCAACUCAAAUUAUUGAACCACAUAUUCAGAGAAACAAUAUUAUAAAAAAAUAUAAAUAAAAAAAAUAAAUCAAUAAUAAAAAGGAAGAAACUAGGUAUAAAAAUAUUUAAACUGAAACAAAACAAAAAAAUUUAUAGUGAUAUAGAAAACUGUAAUCAGAGACCAUUUAAUAAAGUAGAGACAAAUUCUAAAUAAACUACCGACUUAAACGGACGGACUGAGGGACUGUUAAUUGAACCGAAAACAAAACGAUCUUUUGAACUUAUUUUAUAAAUAUAAGAAGAAAAACAAAUUAAAACUAAAAAAAGAAAAGAAUACAAAUCUAAUAACAAUUUUUUCUUUGUAGUAUAUUAUAUACAAUACAAUACAUAUGAGUAUAUUUGUAUAAUUAUUAUAAUUAAUAUUAUAUUAACAAUUAAUUUCUUUUGUAUUAUUAUUAUAAUUUAAUGAUGAAAUCAAAACAAACCACAAAAAAACCAAUAAAAAUUAUAUUAAUUAUAUACUAAUGGAAACAAACAAAAA
Messenger RNA from Calliphora vicina (urban bluebottle blowfly), 1948 nucleotides. RefSeq names its product dual specificity protein phosphatase 13A. Bases 578 to 1351 code for a protein of 257 amino acids. Gene Ontology annotation, molecular function: protein tyrosine/serine/threonine phosphatase activity; MAP kinase phosphatase activity. Gene Ontology annotation, cellular component: cytoplasm. The transcript has 6 exons. Gene Ontology annotation, biological process: protein dephosphorylation; negative regulation of MAPK cascade. The record is from RefSeq and is a predicted model, not a curated record. Lineage: Eukaryota; Metazoa; Arthropoda; Insecta; Diptera; Calliphoridae.